AAGGCUAAACUUUCUAAUUCCCUUCUUUGGCUGAGGCUGCCGGCCGCCGGGAGAGCGCUCGCACCGCCGGAAAGGACCACGGGAAGACAGGGCAGGCGGCUCGGUGAUCGCUCCUCCGCCGGGUCCCCUCGGCUCAAGGGACUGGACAUGGGGCUGCUCCAGGUGCUCGCUUUCUGUGUCUUAGCCGUGUUCGGAAUCCGAGUGCGCGCUCAAGAACCGGAGUUUAGCUACGGCUGCGCGGAGGGCAGUUGCUACCCAGCCACCGGCGACCUUCUCAUCGGCAGGGCACAGCGGCUUUCGGUGACCUCGACGUGCGGGCUGCACACGCCCGAGCCGUACUGCAUCGUUAGCCACCUCCAGGAGGACAAAAAAUGCUUCAUUUGCAAUUCUCAAGAUCCUUAUCAUGAGACCCUCAAUCCUGACAGUCAUCUCAUUGAAAAUGUGGUCACUACAUUUGCUCCAAACCGCCUUAAGAUUUGGUGGCAAUCUGAAAAUGGCGUGGAAAAUGUAACCAUCCAACUGGAUUUGGAAGCAGAAUUCCAUUUUACUCAUCUCAUAAUGACCUUCAAGACAUUCCGCCCAGCCGCGAUGCUGAUAGAACGAUCGUCGGACUUUGGGAAAACCUGGGGCGUGUACAGAUACUUCGCGUAUGACUGUGAGAGCUCAUUUCCGGGCGUUUCAACGGGCCCCAUGAAGAACGUCGAUGAUAUAAUUUGUGAUUCCCGAUAUUCUGACAUUGAACCCUCAACAGAAGGAGAGGUGAUAUUUCGUGCUUUAGAUCCUGCGUUCAAAAUAGAUGAUCCUUAUAGUCCAAGGAUACAGAAUCUCUUAAAAAUCACCAACUUGAGAAUCAAGUUUGUGAAACUGCAUACUUUGGGAGAUAACCUUUUGGAUUCCAGAAUGGAAAUCCGGGAGAAGUACUACUAUGCAGUUUAUGAUAUGGUGGUUCGAGGAAAUUGCUUCUGCUACGGCCAUGCCAGUGAAUGUGCCCCCGUGGACGGAGUCGACGAAGAGGUGGAAGGAAUGGUUCAUGGCCACUGCAUGUGCAGGCAUAAUACCAAGGGCUUGAACUGUGAACUGUGCAUGGACUUCUACCAUGAUUUACCAUGGAGACCAGCCGAAGGUCGGAACAGCCAUGCCUGUAAAAAGUGUAACUGCAACGAACACUCCAGCUCCUGCCACUUUGACAUGGCCGUCUUCUUGGCCACUGGGAACGUGAGUGGAGGCGUGUGUGACGACUGUCAGCACAACACAAUGGGGCGCAGCUGUGAGCAGUGCAAACCCUUUUACUAUCAGCACCCGGAGAGAGACGUCCGAGACCCUAACUUCUGUGAACAAUGUACCUGUGACCCAGCUGGCUCUCAGAAUGAGGGAAUCUGUGACAGUUACACAGAUUUUUCUGCUGGGCUCAUUGCUGGUCAGUGUCGGUGUAAAUCAUACGUGGAAGGAGAGCAUUGUGAUAUUUGCAAAGAAGGCUUCUAUGGCUUAAGUGCCGAAGAUCCAUUUGGUUGCAAAUCUUGCGCUUGCAAUCCUCUGGGAACAAUCCCUGGCGCGAAUCCUUGUGACUCUGAGAGUGGUUACUGCUACUGUAAGCGUCUGGUGACAGGACAGCAUUGUGACCAGUGUGUGCCAGAGCAUUGGGGCUUGAGCAACGAUUUGGAUGGAUGUCGACCUUGUGACUGUGACUUUGGGGGAGCCUUGAACAGUAGCUGCUCCGCGGAGUCGGGCCAGUGCAUGUGUCGACCCCACAUGAUCGGACGUCAGUGCAACGAAGUGGAGCCAGGCUACUACUUCACCACCUUGGACCACUACAUCUAUGAAGCAGAAGAAGCCAACUUUGGGCCCGAGGUCACCAUCGUGGAGCGGCAGUAUGUGCAGGACCGGAUUCCCUCCUGGACCGGAGCGGGCUUCGUCCAAGUGCCUGAAGGGGCUUAUUUGGAGUUUGUCAUUGACAACAUACCAUACUCCAUGGAGUAUGAAAUCCUAAUUCGCUACGAGCCACAGCUCCCCGACCAAUGGGAAAAGGCUGUCAUCACGGUGCAGCGACCCGGGAAGAUUCCAACCAGCAGCCGAUGUGGUAACACAGUUCCUGACGACGACAACCAGGUGGUGUCCUUGUCGCCUGGGUCGAGGUACGUCGUCCUCCCGCGCCCCGUGUGCUUUGAGAAGGGCGUGAACUACACAGUCAGGUUGGAGCUGCCCCAGUACACCACCUCCGAUAGCGGUGUGGAGAGUCCCUACACGUUUAUCGAUUCACUUGUCCUCAUGCCGUUCUGUCAGUCACUGGACAUCUUCACCGUGGGCGGUUCGGGGGAUGGGGCUGUCACCAACGGCGCCUGGGAAAUCUUUCAGAGAUACCGAUGUCUGGAGAACAGCAGAAGCGUUGUGAAAACGCCCAUGACUGACGUUUGCAGGAACAUCAUCUUUAGCAUUUCUGCGCUGAUACACCAGACAGGCUUGGCUUGUGAGUGCGACCCGCAGGGCUCGUUAAGCUCCGUCUGCGACCCCAACGGAGGCCAGUGCCAGUGCCGGCCGAACGUGGUUGGGAGAACCUGCGACAGAUGUGCUCCCGGGACCUUCGGCUUUGGCCCCAGUGGCUGCAAACCGUGCGACUGCCACCUGCAGGGGUCUGUCAGUGCUUUCUGCGACCCCGUCACCGGCCAGUGCCACUGCUUCCAGGGGGUGUACGCGCGGCAGUGUGACCGGUGCCUGCCCGGGUACUGGGGCUUCCCGAGCUGCCAGCCCUGCCACUGCAACGGCCACGCCGACGACUGCGACUCGGUGACGGGGGAGUGCCUGAGCUGCCAGGACUACACCGCGGGUCAUCACUGCGAGAGGUGCUUGGCGGGUUACUAUGGCGACCCCAUCAUUGGGUCAGGAGAUCACUGCCGCCCUUGUCCCUGCCCAGACGGUCCCGACAGCGGACGCCAGUUUGCCAGUAGCUGCUAUCAAGAUCCUGUCACUUUACAGCUCGCGUGUGUCUGUAACCCUGGGUACAUUGGCUCCAGAUGCGAGGACUGUGCCCCGGGCUUCUUUGGCAAUCCCUCUGAUGUCGGAGGGGCGUGUCGGCCUUGCCACUGUCACCACAACAUUGACACGACCGACCCAGACGCCUGUGACAAGGAGACUGGGAGGUGCCUCAGGUGCCUGUACCACACGGAAGGGGAGCACUGCCAGCGCUGCCGCUUCGGCUACUACGGGGACGCCCUCCAGCAGGACUGUCGGAAGUGUGUCUGCAACUCCCUGGGCACCGUGCAGGACUACUGUAACAGCUCCGACUGCCAGUGCGACAAAACCACCGGCCAGUGUCCGUGUCUUCCCAAUGUGGUCGGGCAGAACUGCGACCGCUGUGCCCCCAAUACCUGGCAGCUGGCCAGCGGGACUGGGUGUGACCCAUGCAACUGUGAUGCGGCUCAUUCCUUCGGGCCGUCCUGUAAUGAGUUCACAGGGCAGUGCCAGUGCAUGCCUGGCUUUGGGGGGCGCACCUGCAGCGAGUGCCAGGAGCUCUUCUGGGGAGACCCCAACGUGGAGUGCCGAGCCUGUGACUGUGACCCCCGGGGUAUUGAGACGCCGCAGUGUGACCAGUCCACCGGCCAGUGUGUCUGCGUCGAGGGUGUCGAGGGUCCGCGCUGUGACAAGUGCACUCGAGGGUACUCGGGGGUCUUCCCUGACUGCACACCCUGCCACCAGUGCUUUGCUGUUUGGGACGUGAUCAUCGCUGAGUUGACCAACAGGACCCAGAAGUUCCUGGAGAAAGCCAAGGCCUUGAAGAUCAGUGGUGUGAUCGGGCCUUACCAGGAGACUGUGGACUCGGUGGAGAAGAAAGUCAAUGAGAUCAGAGACAUCCUGGCCCAGAACCCAGCUGCGGAGCCGCUGAAAAACAUUGGCAGUCUCUUUGAGGAAGCAGAGAAACUAACCAAAGAUGUUACGGAAAAGAUGGCUCAAGUUGAAGUGAAAUUAUCUGACAUAGAUUCACAAAGAAACAGCACAGCCCAAGAACUGGACUCUCUCCAGGCCGAAGCAGAGAGCCUGGACACCACGGUGAAAGAACUUGCUGAGCAACUGGAAUUCAUCAAAAACUCAGAUAUUCGAGGUGCCCUGGAUAGCAUCACCAAGUAUUUCCAGAUGUCCCUAGAGGCAGAGAAGAGGGUGAAUGCCUCCACCACAGACCCCAACAGCACGGUGGAGCAGUCGGAGCUCACCAGAGAAAGCGUGGAACACUUGAUGAUGGAGCAGGAGUCCCAGUUCCGGGAAAAACAAGAGGAGCAGGCCCGUCUUCUGGACGAACUGGCAGGCAAACUGCAAAGUCUAGACCUUUCAGCCGCUGCCGAAAUGACCUGUGGCACGCCUCCAGGGGCCUCCUGCUCCGAGACGGAAUGUGGUGGCCCCAACUGCAGAACUGACGAAGGACAGAAGAAGUGUGGGGGGCCUGGCUGUGGUGGUCUGGUCACUGCUGCGCACAGCGCCUGGCAGAAGGCCAUGGACUUUGACCGAGACAUCCUGAGUGCCCUGGCUGAGGUGGAACAGCUCUCCAAGAUGGUAAUUCAGCGGACAGCCUCAGUCUUUACUGUUUGUUUGCUUUCAAUGUGGAGUGGAAGGUCUGAAAAGGAGAAACCAAUUCAAAGUGCUGACUAUUAAAAAAAAAAAAAAGGGCAUUUCACACCACGUAUGAAAGUGCAAGUUUUUGCGAGAUCAGGGAAAUAGAUGUUUAAGAAUUUGCUUUCUUCUCAUGACAAUAAUUUGAGAUAACCAUGUUACUUACCAUGGGUGCAGGGUUAUGAAUACAUCCAGCUGCACUACAAAAAUUCUCUACUAAGCAACCAAGCAUUUAUUCUUCUAAAGUGAUACAUGAAGUCUUAAGUUCAUAUCAACUGAAGUAUGUAUGUGGGUACCUGAGAAAAAGACUAAGGAACAUUUAUAGGCCACCAAAUGUUUUGAAGGAGUUAAAAACAACUAGGAAAAAAUUCAUAUGCUGGCCCUACCUACAUGAGAAUACUAUAUAGGAAUCUUAUACUGAAUACUUUCAGUCUAUAAAGGAAUAUAAUACGGUUAAAUGGGAGAUACUUGUUUCAAAAAGUCAUGAUUCCAAAUGCUAGUUUUUCAACAUCAUUUUUUGGACCAUUUAUAAAAUUCUGGUCUGCUUAGAAAGAAUGAAGUUGUUCCCUGGGUAAUUUAUUCCUCAUGUUUAGGUCUCUGAAGCAAAACUAAGGGCAGAUGAGGCAAAACAGAAUGCUCAAGAUGUUCUGUUGAAAACCAAUGCUACCAAAGAAAAAGUGGACCAGAGCAAUGAGGACCUGCGA
This is a messenger RNA of Myotis lucifugus (little brown bat), 5300 nucleotides long. RefSeq names its product laminin subunit beta 1 (gene LAMB1). Gene Ontology annotation, cellular component: laminin trimer; basement membrane. Gene Ontology annotation, biological process: substrate adhesion-dependent cell spreading; axon guidance; cell migration. Gene Ontology annotation, molecular function: extracellular matrix structural constituent; integrin binding. The transcript has 28 exons. NCBI's taxonomy places the organism in Eukaryota, Metazoa, Chordata, Mammalia, Chiroptera, Vespertilionidae. The record is from RefSeq and is a predicted model, not a curated record. The coding region runs from base 148 to 4638 and encodes 1496 amino acids.